CCACCGCCCCGCCGCCGCCGCUGCCGCCGCUGCCGCCGCCGCCCUCGGGCUGCGCGACCGCCGCUGCCGCCGCCACCGCCGCCGCUGCCGCCCAGUCUCGGCCAUGGACCUGUUCGGGGACCUGCCGGAGCCCGAGCGCUCGCCGCGCCCGGCUGCCGGCAAAGAAGCUCAGAAGGGACCUCUGCUCUUUGACGACCUCCCUCCGGCCAGCAGUACUGACUCAGGAUCAGGGGGACCUUUGCUUUUUGAUGAUCUCCCACCAGCCAGCAGUGGGGAUUCAGGUUCUCUUGACGCUUCGAUGUCCCAGACGGUAAAGAACGAAGGGAAAGGAGCAAAGAGAAGAGCCCCUGAAGAAGAGAACGGCAGCGAAGAGCUUGUGGAAAAGAAAGUUUGUAAAGCCUCCUCGGUGAUCUUUGGUCUGAAGGGCUACGUGGCUGAGCGGAAGGGCGAGCGGGAGGAGAUGCAGGACGCCCACGUCAUCCUGAACGACAUCACUGAGGAGUGCAGGCCCCCAUCGUCCCUCAUUACCCGGGUUUCAUAUUUUGCUGUUUUUGAUGGACACGGAGGAAUUCGAGCCUCAAAAUUUGCUGCACAGAACUUGCAUCAGAACUUGAUCAGGAAAUUUCCUAAAGGAGAUGUAAUCAGCGUAGAGAAAACCGUGAAGAGAUGCCUUUUGGACACUUUUAAGCAUACUGAUGAAGAGUUCCUUAAACAAGCUUCGAGCCAGAAGCCUGCCUGGAAAGAUGGCUCCACUGCCACGUGUGUCCUGGCCGUGGACAACAUCCUGUACAUCGCCAACCUCGGAGACAGUCGGGCAAUCCUGUGUCGGUUUAAUGAGGAGAGUCAGAAGCACGCGGCCUUAAGCCUCAGCAAGGAGCACAACCCCACCCAGUAUGAGGAGCGGAUGAGAAUACAGAAGGCUGGCGGGAACGUCAGGGACGGACGUGUCUUGGGUGUGCUGGAGGUGUCGCGCUCCAUCGGGGACGGGCAGUACAAGCGCUGUGGGGUCACCUCUGUGCCAGACAUCAGACGCUGCCAGCUGACCCCCAACGACAGGUUCAUUUUGCUGGCCUGUGACGGCCUCUUCAAGGUCUUUACCCCGGAAGAAGCGGUCAACUUCAUCUUGUCCUGCCUGGAGGAUGAGAAGAUCCAGAGCCGAGAAGGGAAGCCCACAGUGGACGCGCGCUAUGAAGCAGCCUGCAACAGGCUGGCCAACAAGGCGGUGCAGCGGGGCUCGGCGGACAACGUCACGGUGAUGGUGGUGCGGAUAGGGCAGUGAGGGCGCGGCGAGGCCAGGGGCGCGGCACGUGCUGACUUCAGAGGUUCAUUGUGUGUGUGUGUGUGUGCACAUUACGUGUGUUUCGUGUACUCCUGUGGGACUCCCAUGGUUGUAAAUAAAGGUUUCUUUUUUUUUUCUA
This is a messenger RNA of Neofelis nebulosa (Clouded leopard), 1418 nucleotides long. RefSeq names its product ILK associated serine/threonine phosphatase (gene ILKAP). The coding region runs from base 104 to 1279 and encodes 391 amino acids. Gene Ontology annotation, biological process: protein dephosphorylation. NCBI's taxonomy places the organism in Eukaryota, Metazoa, Chordata, Mammalia, Carnivora, Felidae. The record is from RefSeq and is a predicted model, not a curated record. Gene Ontology annotation, molecular function: protein serine/threonine phosphatase activity; cation binding. The transcript is spliced from 12 exons.